GAAUGACCCUGAAUGUCUCUUCUCACCCCUCUUAGGCCAGGAAGUUGUUAUGAGACAGCAAUGACUCGCAAGUUCUACCACGGCAGGACGGAGACAAUGCGACCCUGCACCAAGGAGGCUGUGAACUGGUGUACAGCCAUGAUGGACCCCACUUGCAACGUUGAUGAGAGGAGGAAAGCCAUGCAGCUGGCCUUCCAUAAACACAACAAACUGAUGGCUGAAGACCAGGAAGGAAAAGGUUAG
Molecule: messenger RNA, 243 nt
Organism: Morone saxatilis (striped sea-bass)
Lineage: Eukaryota; Metazoa; Chordata; Actinopteri; Moronidae
Product: peroxisomal carnitine O-octanoyltransferase-like
Exons: 2
Coding region: 13-243 (76 amino acids)
Cellular component (GO): peroxisome
Molecular function (GO): carnitine O-octanoyltransferase activity
Source: RefSeq, a predicted model, not a curated record